Messenger RNA from Vitrella brassicaformis, 6357 nucleotides. The record is from the annotation of a GenBank genome assembly. NCBI's taxonomy places the organism in Eukaryota, Vitrellaceae.
CGUUCGCAGCGCAUUGCAUAUAUAGAGGGAGGGAGCGAGCAAGCGACGGUGUCACAUGCGCGCCAUACCUGACCUUCCUUCCCCCAAUCAUCCCUUGAAAGCAACUGCGUGCGUGCAACAGAGACACACGCAGACACACACGUGGAUCGAUGCACACGCACAUGUACACGCGACUUCAAAAAGAGGCAGCAAUGGAAGCCGUUGGCAAGGAGCAAGCAAUGUGUGUCUCUCUCUCUGGUUGGCUGGCUGGCUGGCUGGCUGGCUGAUGGUGUGUGCAUGGAGGCAUGGAAAAAAUGACAGCGUGGAGCAUGCAGAGGGUGAGCAAUCGGACAAUUCACGUACGUAUAUGGGUGGACAUCGAUGCAUGCAAUCACGGUGAGAGAAGCGCCACGGCGGCCACGCGUGCAAGCGGGUGUAUCUCGCGAGAGACAAACGACGACACAUUGAUGCCGUCCGUCCGUCCAUCCAUCCACCGAUUUGUAUCGAUCACAUGAUGCUGCAUGCGACGGAUCCGUCUUCAUUGUAGAGCUGUUUCCCCUGCUUGGCCAGCUCCAUCUCCACCUGCUUCAGCAACUGCACACACAGUGGAUGGACACAGCCGGAUGGAGGGUUCAAAGAGGUACGUGAGGACGACGCGGCAGCCAAGGGUGGGUUGGUGUCUCUGUGUGUGACCUACCUGUUCCUUGUCGGCGAGUUGCUUCUGCAGGUCCCCCACGGCUUUCUCCUUCUCAUUCAACUCCUCCUCCUUCUCAUUCAACUGUUGCUGCAAGCAACAUGUGAAGAACAAUUUACGUGCAACAGAGUGCAAACAAGACAGUGAGUGGCGCAGAAGGCUGCAUGGCCGGCACCGGCGCACCACGCCCACCUGGAGGGCUUCGUCAUCGCGACCACCCUGCGUACACAGAACACAAGAAGAUAGAGCACAAAGAAUCCCAUUCCAUUCAUUCGUCCCCUCCUCCGCAUGUCCAUACCCUCAGAGUGGUCUUUCUUCUGCCGGGUCCCUUCCCGGCCCACUGAGACUCGCCCGACGGCUGCCUGCAAAACCGACAGACACCGACACAACGAGACAACGUUGGCUGAAGCGUGGGACGGGGUACGAUGCUCUGCUCUGUGUGUCAGUGGCUCGCCUUUCGAGUUCAGCUUGCUCGCCCACCGUCAUGCCAUAUACCUGACAGAAGGAGGAAGGAGCGUGUGUGUGAAGUUGCGCCAAGACAAGACACGCACACACGCACCUCAAAUACGAUAGCGCCGUCGAACCAGGGGAGGGUCUCCUCAUUCAGCGGCACGUAGAAAUUCUGCAUCAACCAACCAAAGAUUCUGAAUGGGCAUGCACCUGAAUAUAUGUGGAUGGUCGGUUACCCACCUUGACGUAUGAGAAUUUAGGCUGGGGUGAGACGACGUCUUUGAGCUUCUUGAUGGCAGGUGCCUCCCCCUCGUCGUCCUGAUCGGUCUUGACCAUGACCGACUGCCGUUCGGGCACCUGCGCCUUGUACUCGGACACACCAUCAAUCCACUUGUACACCUGAGGGAGUGUGUUGAUAGGAUGGAUGGAUGGAUGGACGGAUGGUUGAGUGGUGUGCCAGGCUGACCACUUGUGGGUUUCUGCAGUACUUCUCGUUGAGGUUUCUGGCGCUGUCGAGCCCGACAGUAAGCUUUAGUGUGCGGCCCAGCAGCUCGUCGACAGUGUCGUAGUCUGUCAGUGGAUUCUGACGCGCACAUGAGCGGACAGAGAACAAGUGCGUGCGUGACAAUAAUAUUCUCUUGUCAUGUCAUCUCACGUUUGCGAAGUCUUGUGCAGCGACUGUCCGCGCUGUGCCGAAGACCGCCUGGCUCUUCUUCUACCCGACACGAGACAGAGCAACAAGAGACACAGAGACAAGUUGAUAGGUCGACGCUGUGACGGCUUGCUGUCACACAUUUCUGACCUCUUCCUUUUCGAUUUCUGCGGGCGUCCAGUCCUCCUUGAGCAGCUCCAUCUUGAGCGCCACGAUGAGCUCGCCCUCCUUCUUGCCCCUGUGGCACACAUGCACGCGAUACGUGGACGAGAAACAACCAAGACACACAAGGAAGCAGACCAUGCAUACUCACUUAUAGUCGAAUAUGGGUGUGGUCUCCUUCUCGAUGUCGAGCAGGUUGCGAAUGGGGUCGAGAUACAGGUAGGCUUGGCCCAGCUGUGGAGACAGACAGACAGACAGACAGACAGACAGGCAGACAGACCGACAGACAGACAGACAGACCGACAGACAGACAUGCACGUGUCCAUCUCUGUGCGUUUGACUCAUUUACCAUGUGCAGUGUCUCUGGGUCGGAAGCGAAUGGGUCCUGGCCGCCCUCUAUCCCAAUCUGGGUCUCGUCGUCAGACAUCGACCAAGUCGAGUACAGCUGCACACCGAAUGCACGGACGCAUGGACAGCCGCCAACGAUUCAGAAGAGGGGCACACGAUUAUGCGUGUGUGUUCGCCGACCUCUCUUAUUUCAAACAUUUUCUCCUCAAACACAUCGAGUGGCCAGAACUGCACAAUGUCUUCGUCGAAACGCUCAACGCGAAUUUGUAUCUCCGUGUUCUGCAUCGCUGUCUGCAGCACACUCACACACAGGACGCACGCACGAGACGCAUCACAUCGUCCCCUCACCCGCACCGUCUACCCAUUUACCCUCUGCAGCUUCUUCUUUGCGACGUCCAUGGCGUCGGCGCGCGUGAUGAGCUUGAUCGAGAAGAACACUCCCUUGCCCAUCUCAUCUGCAGACAUACAUCGAGCCACCAGGUAUGAGAACAACACGACCAGGGGAGCAGGAAAACCGACCAGCGAUGCAGUUAGCUUCCUCGAGGAGCAUGAUGGUGCGGGUGAGGACCUCUUCCAGCACCAUCUUGGCGCGGAUCUCUGCCUCGGCCUGGCGCUUCUCUUCAUCCUGUCGACCCACAGACAGACAGACAGACAGACAGACACGGCCACGCAAGACAGUCAGUCCCACAGCGAGACACGUGUGUGGACGUGUCCUUCUGGCCUGUUCUCUGCCCAGUUCGACGAGCUUCUUCUCCAGCUCCCGCUUUUUCUUCUCAAUCUCCUUGUUCUGCUUCUCGCGCUCCUUCUGAAAGACACACAGAGCAGGUCUGAUGACACCAGCCGGCAGUCUGCAUCUACGGUAUGACUGAUUGACCUCCAGCUGCUCCUUCAACUUCUUGGCCUCCUCUUUGUUCUGAGAGAGAGAGAAAGAGAGAGAAGCAUCCCGCUCGCGCACUGUCUGUCUCUGUGUCCCUUUUGCUCUCUCUCUCGCGCACAUACCCCUUCUGACUUGAGUUUCUCUUCCUUCUCCUUGAUCUGUUUCUGCCACUCCUUCUUCUGCUUCUCGAGGGCCUUCUUCUCCUCCUCUAUCUUGCGCUCGGCCUCCUCUCGCUGCACCUCGAGCUUGGCAUGGAAGGCGCGCAUGGACAGGUCGGCCUCCUCGUCGCCCGCCAUGGCGCCGAUGAGGCUCUUGUUGACCUCCUUCAUGGCCUCCUCCCAGUCGGGCAUCGACUUGUCCACGUCGCUUGGGUCGAAAUACACAAACAGGUUGUGGUUGCCUGACAGAGACAGACAGACAUACAGACGGACGGACACCCAGAGAGACGUAGAGAGGUGGGCUGAGUGUCCUGGCGUGCGUCUUCCAUCUCACCGACCGAAAAGGAUUCUGUCUUUGUGAGAGAGUUCGACACUCUGUCCGGCCUCGACCAGUUUGCCGUUGACGUGGGUCUUGGCGCUGGCAGUGAUGUGGCAGAUAAACGUCUGACAGGAGGAGUGGACGCGAGCAGGCAGGCAGGCAGGGAUUCAUCCACCGGUCCGUCGAAGUUACCUCUUCGUCGUCAUCCUCGUCUUCCUUUUCCUUCUUGCAGGUGAUGGUCGCAUGGCACUUGGAAAUGCCCAACCCACCUGCACACACAUAUGCCCCAAACGAGGAAGGCAGCCGUCGAUCGCUCGAUCGAUAGAUGUUUGAAGGAGGAAGGGCAAGCACGAGCCCGUCGCACACACGGACGGCUGACCGAGCAUGAUGUCUGGGGGGUUCUCCUUGUCCUUCUUGCCCAGUACGUUGGUGCCCUCCUUCAAAUUGCACGACUGUUAGCACCAAACGCACGACAGACACAGACACAGACACAUUGAUCAGAAGGCUGGCUACUGCUACUGCACGACGGGCGAUCACGUAGGCAUCGAUCCUACGAUUUUGCCCGACAGCAGUGGGUCCUCGUUGAGGUUCUUGAGCAUGGGACACACCUGGCCGAUACACGUCAGGCAGCCACGUCAAUCGACCUCUAACUCUUCUCCCCUCUGCAGGACAAAUGACUGACCGCAUCGAUCUCUGCCUCCUGGGUGGCCAGGUCUCGCGCCUUGGCCUCCUGCACCUUCUGUGACCACGACUUGGACAUUUCCUCCAGCGCACGCUUGUUGGCCUCCAACUCUUCCUUCAUACGAGCGAUCUCCUCAGGGUCACCGGAAGGCUCGCCGCCACCAGGACCAGGCAGCACACCGCCUGAGAAUAGCGGACGAGAGGACCAUGGCUUGGAGGACGACUACGUAUGUGUGUGGAUGGGUAGGUGAGACCUCCUGCAAGUUUUUUGAGUCGUUCGUUCUCCUCCUUGAGCUCUCGGAUGAGCUUCUCCAUGGGAUUCUCGUUGACCUGCAGACACAGCCGAGGGCAACCACAUGGAUGCCAUGGCUUGGGCGGGGCGCAUUGGGUGACCUACCUGUGCGUCGUUUUUGAUUUGUUUGACACGAUCGGCGUAUCGGAGUGUGGAGAGGGUCUCGUCGUAGUUGACGCUCGCCGGAGACAGAGCGGCAAUCUGCACCGAACCACACCGAAAGACGAAGAAGGAGACAUGGUCGGUCAUCGGCCGACCCCGUUCCUCCCGUCUACCAUAGCUGUCUUGGAGUUGCCUCCGAGAGCUGUUUGCAGGAUACGAGUCAACGCAGAGUCACGAUAAGGAAUCACCUGGCCCGGCUUGAGUUUGCCCGCGGCUUUGUCGGCCAGAGCGGAAAUCACGUUACCCAACGCAGACAAGGACUGCACACACAGGUAACCAAGCAAAGCAGUACACACGACAUGCUGUGGCUUACCUUGUUGAUGUUGGCUCCCUCCUUGAGUCGAUCUCCUGAGGCGCCUGUAGAUCCGGCACGCUCCGAGCCCGCCAGAUCCACCAAGUUGAUGUCAGAGGCCUUCUGGCUCAACGCCUCCUGAGUAACACACAUGCACACACAAAGAGAGACAGACAGAGAUGGGCUGAUUGGUGGUGGUUGGGGAGGUUAGUAUGUGCCUGCAUGCCUUUGUGUCAGGGUCGAGAGAGAUCUGCUUGAACUUGAUGGUGAGGACGGUGUGAGCCCGGGACGAUGUCGCGUUCAUGAGUGUGGCCCCCACAGUACGAUUGCUCGUCCCCUCAUCCAGCUUCUUCGAAAUGGCGUCGUACGAAUCCACGGGGCUGCACAAACACACCCAUCCCAGCAAUGGCCUGCAGCCUCCCUCGUCCCUUCUCGUUUCUUUACUGUUCGGUGAGGUCCUGCACGUAGGUGCCGAGCUGUGGCGUGUGGCGGAUCUUGAGGCCGCCACUUUGCCUGAGGCUGGGCUUGACGAGCAGGUCCUGCACCUGCUCGUUGUAGAUCUCCAGCAUCGACACCAGCACCUCAGACUGCCAGUUGGGGUCCUAUGAGAAGAGACACACACACAUCCAUUCAUCCAUCCACAUACCUGGUGAACGGAUGGAUGUGCGCCUUGCGGACCUUGUUCUUCUUGAUACGGUCGAAGAUUUCUUCGCAAGUCCGCACGACGAUGCCUUUGUUGGCGCCGUAGCCCACCAUAGAGUAGCUCUUGCCGGAGCCCGUCUGGCCGCUGCGUGUGAGGACAACCGUCCGUCGGACACAUCCAUUCAUCCCAUCAAGGGAGUGUUAGAGGGCUUACUAAGCGAACAAACAUGCGUUGUAUCCCUCGAAGGCAUUGUCUGGAGGAGACACAGCCGAGAAAGACCACAUCCCUCCAUCCCUCCACUCGCUUCCUGUGUCCCUCCCUCAUGGCAUGUGUCUCCCUCCCUCUCCUGCUUACUGAGCACCUCCACGCCAAUCUCGCUGUAGACUUUAUGCUGAUCGGCAUACUUGGGGUUCACAGGGAAGGAGUACCUGAAGUCAGCACAGCCCGCCAUCAUUAUCAUCGCCUGCCAUCCAUUCUCUCAUAGAUGGCGCCAUCAAGUGACCCGUUCUCGUCGGUCUCGAAGCCGUCAUGGGACCAGUAGGAGUAGUCGAAGGCGAACUUGCGCUCGCCGCCCCUUCCGCCCUCUUCCUCGAGGUUUCUGAUGACGGUGUUCUUGCCCUGCAUGUCGAUGCACAGCUGGGCGCCCAU